AUGGAAGAACUCCUAAUACCUAAGUCUGGCGAUAGAGAGGUUCUUGUUGACUUGCCAACCAGGACUACUCCUAGAUAUACCCAGACGGUAGUUGGUAAGAAGUCAGAGCUCUCAGCCGACUUGGACGAGUUUCGAGGCAUUCCAUAUGGACAAGUGUCUAAAAGAUGGGAGCAUUCAAGACUUCGUACUCAUCUUCCACAAAAUUCAUUUGAUGCAACCAAGAACGGACCUAUAUCUCCCCGGCCUAGCAACGAUGAAAACACCAAAUAUUUCCAGGCCUAUUUACCUACACCCCAACUUGUUGAGUCUGAGUUCGAUUGCUUAAAUCUUAUAAUCGUACGCCCUAGUACUGAUGCGCUAUCCCGCACCGGAAUGCAAGAGAACGUCAAGUUACCAGUUCUGGUCUGGAUCCACGGUGGCGGGGGCUCUCAAGCAGGAAGCGAUCCGUUUUAUGAUCCUGGCCGCCUAGUUCUUCGAUCUUUGGAAAUCGGUUCUCCUAUUAUUGCAGUGCUACUCAAUUUCCGAAACGGCAUAUUUGGGUUCAUGGGCUCAACCGACAUUCUGAAUGCCCAAGGAAAGAUUGGGCAACAAGGUCUCAACUUCGGCCUUUAUGACCAAAAAGUUGCUCUCACUUGGGUGGCUCUCAACAUUGCGCACUUUGGUGGCGAUCCGAAAAACAUUACACUAGGAGGGCAAUCAUCGGGAUCAUUCGCCGUGCAUGUACACCUUCUUGACAACGAUUCGCCAUUGAAAGAUCCACUCUUUAAAAGAGCUAUCUUGCAAUCAGGUGCUCAAAUCACCCUAUCGCCGCUGCCUCUCGAGGAUCUCGAACCUUUCUGGGCACAAUUAUGCCAACAUUGGGAUGUAGGGGCUAAGAAUAGUCAGCAAAAAGUGGAAGUGCUUCGACAGAUUCCAACAGCGGCUAUGCUCGAGUUUUUACCUAAUUGCAAAAAUGUCAAGUUAGGCCCUAUUGCCGAUGGAUUAACUAUGACGAUGGACGCUGCAACAUUUCCUGAUGUUGAUACUGGAAUGGGAAAGAAAUCCAGUAGGCACGAGCCCAUCGAGGUUAUGAUUGGAGCAACUGACAUAGAAGUAAGUUUCUCUCAUCUUAUGAAGCACUAUCUAGAACCCCUACUUAACAAGAUCUGA
This is a messenger RNA of Clonostachys solani, 1149 nucleotides long. NCBI's taxonomy places the organism in Eukaryota, Fungi, Ascomycota, Sordariomycetes, Hypocreales, Bionectriaceae. The record is from the annotation of a GenBank genome assembly.